AUGACAAUCUUGUACUAUGCCCGCGUUCUUGACGCUGACACCCCACCGGAGGAGCUGGACCUCCUCGAAUGGUGCUGGGGCAAGGAACAUAAGACGUUGAACCUCAAUACGCGUUAUAACUGCCAUCCCCUUGACUUGAACUUGCACGCAUGGUAUCAACUCGUCGACGGCAACAAGCCCACUGGUUGGUUCUGGCUUCCUACGGAUAUGGAUGUCCUAGCGAGUGUACACGACUCGUACGUGAAAAGGACGCUGCCGGUACUGCCGGUAAACUUCGACACUCUUCCCAACGCCCAGCGGGAUCCAUGGAAACUCUACGGCGACAAGACUACCUUCAACUACAAGCUCGUCCCUUUCCCCGAGAUGAAAAAAACCUGGAACGUCUGGAGAUACAACGCCCAUCCCGCGCCCUUCUCCGAAGCGCUCGCAUCCGCUCUCGUCUACUACACCUAUCCCUUCGAUACACUGCCCGAAAUCGCCACUCACGCUCCGUACCACUUCGCCAUCGCCGACACCGGGAGAAAACUGCGCGCUCGAUACGGCGAGGGCCUGACUUCGGCGGAGCUUGAGAGGGAUUUCCCUGGUCUCAGCAGUCUGGACAUGCUGAAAAUCGCCUAUGUCUGGAAUAUAUAUGCCGCUUGGAUGCGAGCGGUUCCAGACAGCGCUUGGCGGGAAAGCAGUCAAGUCAGUGCCGCGCAGGGAGAAUCGGAAACGGGGAUUUGA
Molecule: messenger RNA, 723 nt
Organism: Schizophyllum commune H4-8
Lineage: Eukaryota; Fungi; Basidiomycota; Agaricomycetes; Agaricales; Schizophyllaceae
Exons: 5
Coding region: 1-723 (240 amino acids)
Source: RefSeq, a predicted model, not a curated record